Messenger RNA from Debaryomyces fabryi, 1887 nucleotides. It is a transcript of the gene MNN21, whose product is annotated as alpha-1,2-mannosyltransferase MNN2. Gene Ontology annotation, biological process: mannan biosynthetic process. Lineage: Eukaryota; Fungi; Ascomycota; Pichiomycetes; Serinales; Debaryomycetaceae. Gene Ontology annotation, cellular component: Golgi apparatus. The transcript has a single exon. The record is from RefSeq and is a predicted model, not a curated record. Bases 1 to 1887 code for a protein of 628 amino acids. Gene Ontology annotation, molecular function: alpha-1,2-mannosyltransferase activity.
AUGAAUGCAAUAAAUAACCUGUUAUUAAAAUUCCGAAUAUUCCGUCGUCGCCACAAGAUAUCAUUGAUAAUAUCGGUAUUCAUAUCUACAAUUAUCAUAUUUCUUUUCGUGAAUGGACUAUCACUUUCUAGUGCAAUUAGUACAAAUGAGUCGGUAGUGAGUGAUCCACAUCAAUCAGAAAGCAUAUUGACAUACUUGUCGGAAAAAUUGGCCAAAUUUAAUAUAAAUAAAAAGAAAACAGUACCGUUCGCUAAGACAGAUGCUGCAUCACUGAGUGAAUUCAAUAAUAUGAUAACUACUACAUCGAACCAAAAGCUUGAUAAGAUGUUAGACGAAACGAAGUUAAGAUUAAUCCGUGAAUCCUAUAAAAAAAUUGAUCCGAACAAAAACCGUCUACUGGCUGGUCAUGUUUUUUACCAAUCAAUUUUCAAGGUAUUCUACGAAGGAAAACCAAAGGUUGAAAAGUUGGAUAGGUAUCUCUCUGAAGAACGAAUUCCUCGUAGUAGAUAUACCACCGGAACAAAUGAUGAAAUAGUAUUCAAUGAAGAGUAUUUAUCGAAAUUCUUACAACUCGAUCAAGAGGAGUUGGAUUCAAUGACUGAGUCUCAUAAAUAUGUGGUUGAAAACUUGCCUGAAAAAGCCCCUGGAGGAUUAUAUUCAGGUAGUGGAAUUGUUUAUGUUGGUGGUGGUAAAUUCAAUUGGUUGACAUUAUUGUCAAUUAAAUCUAUCCGAGCUAUGGGUUCAGACUUGCCAAUCGAGGUUUUGAUACCCACUUUGGAUGAAUACGAACCUGAAUUAUGUGCACGAGUAUUCCCGGCUCUUAAUGCUCGGUGUAUAUAUCUUCCAUAUGCCUUGGAUGAUCAGAAAGAAGACAGUUUUAUUUCAAAGUUUACCUUCAAGGGUUAUCAGUAUAAAGCUUUAGCAAUUUUAUUGCUGAGCUUUGAAAAUGUCUUGUUAUUAGAUAGUGACAAUGUUCCUGUACGUCACCCAGAUAAUCUUUUUGAAGACGAAUCUUUCAAGUCCAACGGAUUGAUUGUUUGGCCGGAUUUCUGGAAGAGAACAACAUCGCCCAGUUAUUAUAAAAUUGCUGGUAUAAACCUCAGCAAUAAAAAGCUAUACGAUAGAUAUAAUGCUGAAACUGGAGCAUAUGAAAAGCUAGAUGAUGGUAUUAAAGAAUUAGACGUGAAGGAUCUACCAUUGCAUUUAAGAGAAGGCGCCAUUCCUGAUCCUAGCUCAGAAUCAGGCCAGUUAAUGAUUUCGAAAAAGACCCAUAUUAGGCCGCUCUUAUUAGCAUUAUAUUAUAACUUAUUUGGGCCAACCCACUUUUAUCCUCUCUUCUCGCAAGGGUCUCCAGGUGAAGGAGACAAAGAAACAUUCAUUGCUGCCACUGUAGCAUUGAAAAAGCCAUUCCAUCAAGUUGCACACUUUUUAAAUGCUCUUGGAUAUAUGAAGCCUACAGGCUUCGAAGGAACUGGUAUGGGACAAUUUGAUCCAAUUGAAGAUUACCAUGUAAGUAAGAAAAGAAAACUUCUCGAAAAUAAAUCCGAAAAAGAACGACAGGAGAUCAUUGAAAACGAUCCAUUAUUAAAAAAUGGAGCACGGAUUCUAUUUGUUCAUGCGAAUUACCCUAAGCUAGACCCGUGGGAAUUGAAAGUCUCUGGUAAAAUUUUUGAUGAAAAUGGGAACAGGUUAAGAUUGUACGGAACAGGUGUCAGAAUAAAAUUAGGACACGAUUUCGAGACAGUUCAAUGGACAAACAUGAAGACUUUGCUUUGUGAAUUGAAUAUUCAAGUUGGUAUCUUCAAAGAUGUUGAUAGGGUUGAGCUAUGCCAAGAAAUCAAUGAUCAUUUGGACUUCCUUAAAUCAACAAUAUCUACAUUAGAAUAG